AUGCGUCCACUGAUUUCUGACAUUGGCCUAGUUUCCACCGAGGGUUUAAACCGGAAAUGUCGUUUAACUUUAACAGGGGAAUACUCGACUGUAGUGUUGCUAGUAAUCCAGCAGGCUACAGGAAAGCCGCAAUCACAUUACAGAUUUUAUUGCAUCAAGUAUGUCGAUUCUAAAUACGCUUCAUCGAGCAGGAACGUUGGUACGAGCGAAUUUAACUCGCAAAAUAUAAAUUGCUUGCAGCUUGAUCCAGCGAGAGCCAUCACGUUUUCGCUUACACGUUAUUCCGAGGAAGGAAAUGUAACUAAAGAUGAUAGCUCAGCUACGAAGACUCCUAAAGUUGCAUGUGUACCAAUUGUAUCAGUAGAGACUAGCAUUAAAUAUAUGAAUAGCGAUGCUUACAAACAGACUUACGGAGAUGAUCCAGUAUGGAAAAAGUAUAGAAGAAAUUUUAAAGGACAAAUUCCACCUAGAAAAACUCGAAAAACUUGUAUAAGAAACGGCCAAAUUUCGACUGGAAGUCCAUGUCCUAUAUGUAGAGACGAAUAUCUUGUACUUGAUCAUAGAAACGUCAAAUUGCUUGAGCAAUUUAUCAAUAAACAUAACGGAAGCGUUUUGAGUUACUCGAAAACAAAUAUUUGUCAAAGGAGACACAAACAACUUUUAGUUGCAUUAACUAAGGCCAAGGAUUACGGGACUAUUACAUUUGAUCUUCUCAUAAGACAAUAUGAUUAUUCAGAGUGGAACCCAUCAAAUAAUUAAUCUUUAAUUAUUUAUAUUGUCAUAUUAUAUCUGUAUAU
Molecule: messenger RNA, 797 nt
Organism: Acromyrmex echinatior (Panamanian leafcutter ant)
Lineage: Eukaryota; Metazoa; Arthropoda; Insecta; Hymenoptera; Formicidae
Gene: mRpS18B
Product: mitochondrial ribosomal protein S18B
Biological process (GO): mitochondrial translation
Cellular component (GO): mitochondrion; ribosome
Molecular function (GO): structural constituent of ribosome
Source: RefSeq, a predicted model, not a curated record